Messenger RNA from Octopus bimaculoides (California two-spot octopus), 4108 nucleotides. Its product is annotated as myotubularin-related protein 9. Gene Ontology annotation, molecular function: protein phosphatase binding. The record is from RefSeq and is a predicted model, not a curated record. NCBI's taxonomy places the organism in Eukaryota, Metazoa, Mollusca, Cephalopoda, Octopoda, Octopodidae. Gene Ontology annotation, biological process: negative regulation of autophagy; phosphatidylinositol dephosphorylation. Gene Ontology annotation, cellular component: cytoplasm.
UUAUUAAUCAGAACCUGUUGACUUGGAAAUAAAUUGACGUGUGAUGGUGCAGAAUUAAAUUAACGAAUAAAAAGAAAAAAGUGAGAUAUCAUAAAAGAAUUCUUCAACAGUGAAAAAUGGAAUUUGUUGAAUUCAUCAACACACCAACUGUUGAUAAUGUGGUUCUUCACAAACCAUUCGAGUUGUCUUUAGAAGGCACACUCUGUGUAACUGGACAUCAUCUUAUUCUUUCUUCAAGACAAGAAUCCAAAAGUGAACUGUGGUUACUUCAUCGCAGUAUUGACAGUGUUGAGAAGAAACUAUCUGGUGCUGGUGGUACUUUAACAAUUCGCUGCAAAGACUUUUCUAUCAUCCAACUGGAAAUCCCUUUGGCUGAAGAAUGCAUCAACAUUGCUAGUUCAGUGGAACAACUGUCAAAUAUAGAUGAUGUUGCCCUUAUGUAUCCUUUCUUCUACCGACCCUUGUUUGAUGUCCUGGAAGAUGGUUGGCAAGCUUUCCUCCCUCAAGAGGAAUUUAACCGUUUCAAAGAAUGUUCUGAUGAAUGGCGCCUUAGUUACAUAAACAAAGAUUACGAGGUGUGUCCUUCAUACCCUCACCUUGUUAUUGUUCCGAAAUCUAUUGAUGACAUCACACUUGUUCGUGUGGCAGGCUUCAGACAACAUGGACGUUUCCCUGUCCUCUGCUAUUAUCACAAGGAUACAAAGGCUGUGAUGAUGCGAAGUAGCCAGCCACUUACUGGAACAAAUGGACGCAGAUGCAAAGAUGAUGAAAGACUUGUCAAUGCAGUUUUAGGGAUUGGUCGCCGUGGUUACAUCCUUGAUACCCGAUCUCAGGGUCAUGCCAAAGCAGCUCAGGCAAAAGGUGGUGGAUUUGAACCUGAAGCUCAUUAUAGCCAAUGGAGAAGAAUCAAUCAAGCCAUUGACAGAAAACAUGCCCUCCAUGAUUCCAUCAUCAAACUGAUUGAAGCUUGUAAUGAUACAAGUACUUCCACAGACAAAUGGUUGUCCAAAUUAGAUUCCAGCGGUUGGCUGAGUAACGUUAAAGAUGUCAUCAAUGCUGCUUGUAUGGUCGCCCAGUUUAUCGAUAAAGAAGCUGCCUCCGUUUUGGUGCAUGGCUCAGACGGUUUGGACACCACUCUGCAGGUCACUUCGUUGGCUCAACUACUACUGGACCAUGACUGUCGUACAGUGAGAGGGUUUGAGGCCCUUGUUGAACGAGAAUGGUUGCAAGCUGGUCACCCAUUUCAGGAAAGAUGUGCCAAGUCUGCUUUUGCUAUGACAAAACAACACAAAGAGGCUCCUGUAUUUCUGCUUUUCUUGGAUUGUGUCUGGCAGAUAUGGCAACAAUUUCCAUGCUCUUUUGAAUUCAAUGAAGAUUUCCUCCUGCUGUUAUUUCAGCAUGCUUAUGCUUCACAGUUCGGGACAUUCUUGUGCAAUAAUGAGUUUGAAAGGAAGAACCAUGAACUUGUAACAAAAACUGUAUCAUUAUGGUCCUAUGUCAACCGACCUGAAGUUAUCCAGACAUACAUGAAUCCUAUGUACGAACCAAACCAAGGUGUACUUUGGCCAUCUGUUGCUCCACAAAGUUUGCAACUAUGGACUGCUCUGUACUGUAGUUCCAUCAUUGACAAUGGACCAAGAAUCGAAGGAUGGGAUGAAAUGGCUCAUAUUCAAGAAUCUGACAAAGAACUACGCUCCAGAGUCAACCGACUGCGAAGGUAUUUACCUUUUACUGUUUCUUAUUUCUUUAUUGCCCACAAGGGGCUAAAUAUAGAGGGGACAAACAAGGGAUUAAGUCGAUGGACUUACCUUUUACUGUUUUGCAUCAGGAACCAGCUUCAGCCUUUUCAUAGCGAUUCUCAUUGCUAUCAUCUUGUUUCUUGUUACUCUAAUUUCUGUGUUCACCUUCCUGUGAUUCCAUUUCCUCUCUUCUGUGUCCAUAGCAUGCAUUUUCUGCAUAUUGAGCAGGAUCAUUUACCUGAUGGGUAUUCCACUCUGAAAAUGAACUCAUUAGCAUAUAGUAGUUCUCAAGGGCAGCUAGUAUUAAAUUCCUCUGCUGUGACCAAGAGGACAGUGAUUAAGAAGAGGGAAGUAUUAAUUACUAAUUAUUCUAAUUAUGUUGGAAUAAUAGAUCUUUUUACAGAUUCGAGUGUUUUUGCAGAUUGGAGAGUUAAGAAAUCUUGUAAAAUCUUACAAAGUGAACCAGUGGAAUUGGGACAAAGCGUACUUCUUAGAACUGAAGAAAUUCCUAAUCUAACAAUUCCCUUUCACUGGGAAUGUGGACCCAAAAGGUUUCAAUGUGAAAUAACAUGCCUUAAUCACAGCCAUUUUAAAGUUACAAAUAAUGGUAACAGUUCUACUUUAUGGAUGUGGAAAGUAACAAAAGAGUGUUUAAAAUUGGACUUCAUUCAGGGCGAUUACGACAUUCUAGGAACAGUUGAAAUACAGUUAAAGACUACUACUGCUGCUACUACUGCUAAUGCGACUGCUGCUACUUCAGGUUUUGCAUCAGGAACCAGCCUCUGCAUUUUCAUUGCAAUUCUAGUUGCUGUCAUCUUGCAACUAUGGAAUAUAUAGAAUGGUAUUUUCUAUUUUAUUUUGAUAUUGGUUAGCCUUUUAAUAGACUUUUACUGUUUUCAGUCGACAUAAUUACUUUUAACAUAAGCACCUUUUAUACCACGGAUGUAUUUGUCGGUACUUGCUGGAAUUUGGACCUCCACUCUCUGCCCUUCUCCCACUUUAAAUGGACAUUAAUAUCCCUACAUAUUUGGGAACAAUGUUACCCCCUUGUUUGAUUUAUUCAUCUUAUUUCACUUUAUUUGUUUUUUAUUAUAUGUUAUAUUUCUCUUUAUUUUAUUGUACUCUAUGUCCACCCUCUCCCACCAUACAUUGUAUGUAUCUGCUUGCUUUUGGUACUAUGCAACUACCGACAAAUACAUCCGUGGUAUAAAAGGUGCUUAUGUUAAAAGUAAUUAUGUAGACUGAAAACAGUAAAAGUCUAUUAAAGGGCUUACCAAUAUCAAAAUAAAAUUUAAAAAAAAAAAAAAUUUGAUGUACUAUGUAGCACUAAUGAAGGUGCAUGGCUCAGUGGUUAGAGCGUCAAGUUUACGAUUGUGAGGUGGUGAGUUCGAAUCCUGGACCGGGCUGCGUGUUGUGUUCUUUAGCAAGGCACUUUAUUCCACGUUGCUCCAGUUCACUCAGCUGUAGAAGUGAGUUGCGACAUCGCAGGUGCCAAGCUGUAUCGGCCUUUGCCUUUCCCUUGGAUAACACUGGGGGCAUGGAGAGGGGAGACUGGUGUCCAUGGGUGACUGCUGGUCUUCCAUAAACAACCUUGCCUGGACUUGUGCCUUGGAGGGUAGCUUUCUGGGUGCAAUCUCAUGGUCAGUCAUGACCAAAGUGGGUCUCAGUAUGUAGAACUGUAAGUGUAGCCUAUUGAUUGAAAUAGUUUGUCUGCACCCACUUAGAGUUAAUAUAUUAUUUGAUUAUAAUUUUUAAAUUAUUAGAUUUAUUAAUAGGAAUAAUCUGAUUUUAGGGUAAUGUAAUAUAAGCACAGCCUGUUGAUAUACCUUUGUUUAUGAUUUUUAAUGAUUAGAUUUAAUUAUCUUAGGGUAUUUGUUAUUGUUUUUAAGUAUGUUCAGUAAAUUGUUUCAAUUAAAGAAACUUCACUCACAGUACUAAUUUACCAGUGGACCUGUUAUUAACUGUACCCAUAUAUUACCAAUAUACUCUUUUAAGUUGUUUUACAAUGAUAGGAACUAUAUAAUCUUAAUGACUAUGUAAUGCUUAUCUAAUAUAUAAAUCCCAUUCUGUCUAUCAGUGUUUUGUGCGCUUAUAACUUGAGUAUUGUCCAUCCGAUCACACUGAAAUUUUAAACCACUUUAACUAACUGUAAUCAACCACAUGUAUUUACGGUCAAAUAUGUUCUUACGGCUGUUUUCCGUGCGAUAAACCAACUGACACGAAAAACUACUGGGAAAAGGCAGUUACAAAACAAGUGAAAAUUUAAAAAAAACAAAAAAACAUUACUGGCCAUUGCUCCAUUUUCUGAAUAUAUUCUCAACAAAAUUCAAUUGAAAAUAAAAAAAGAUUAACUCAUUGCUUAUAAAACA